Molecule: messenger RNA, 1767 nt
Organism: Clupea harengus (Atlantic herring)
Lineage: Eukaryota; Metazoa; Chordata; Actinopteri; Clupeiformes; Clupeidae
Gene: wsb1
Product: WD repeat and SOCS box containing 1
Biological process (GO): protein polyubiquitination; intracellular signal transduction
Molecular function (GO): protein binding
Source: RefSeq, a predicted model, not a curated record
CACGGUGACGUGGGCGAAUAAACUGUCUACCCAUAAAUACAAUGUGCCCGAUAGAGCUUAGGUAGCCAUUGUGUGUUUAUGCUGUCGUACGGUCGAAAGAAGCGAUUCAGUUAAGGAUUUCCAGACUUCGUAAGCUCGUGAUUAACUUACGGUUUUGACCCCGUAACUUUAACAUUUGGUGCAUUUGUGUAAAUAGACACUUACGUUUUAACUGAGUGUAGUGAAUUUAACACAACCAAGCAACAUUAGCUAGCUACGUGCACCUCCCUGCAUUCCAGACGAUCGAAUUUUUUUCGGGGGGGAUAGCCGUGUAGCAAGUAUUUCAAUCAGUAGCAAACUGUAAUUUGCGCAACGUAACGUUACCAUUUUAACUGAUAAGACCUUCUUUUCAAGAAACGGUUUCCUCUUUAGAUGGCAAGCUUCCCAGAUUUUGUAAACGAAAAUGAAAUAGGAAAGGCUAAGUUUGUUGGGGAACUCUUAGCUCCAGUUGCUCCCUUUGACCAAAAGUCUGGACGGGAGACUUGGACUGUUGCUUUUGCACCUGAUGGUUCCUACUUUGCUUGGUCUCAAGGGCAUCGUAUUGUGAGGCUCCUACCCUGGUCAAAAUGCUUGGCCGAUCUGUCUGUAAGGAAGGACGAGCGCAAAACUGGAGUCGGACUUCAGCGUCAGUCGCGGCAGAACAGCAUUGGCAGUGUCACCCCGUUUCCAGGCGAACCACGUGAACACACCAUUGACUGUGGUGAUGUGGUGUGGGGACUUGCAUUUGGCUCAUCGGUGCCUGAGAAGCAGAGCCGCUGUGUCAACAUUGAGUGGCACCGCUUCAAGUUUGGUCAGGACCAGCUGCUCCUGGCUACUGGCCUCAACAAUGGCCGCAUUAAGAUCUGGGAUGUCUACACAGGCAAGCUUUUGCUUAACCUGAUGGACCACACAGACAUUGUGCGAGACCUGACCUUUGCCCCUGAUGGUAGCCUGGUUCUAGUCUCAGCAUCGCGGGAUAAAACUCUACGUGUGUGGGACCUGAAAGAUGACGGUAACAUGGUGAAAGUGUUGCGGGGCCAUCAGAAUUGGGUUUACUGCAGCGCCUUCUCCCCCGAUUCCUCAAUGCUGUGCUCCGUAGGGGCGGGCAAAGCGGUGUUCCUGUGGAACAUGGACAAGUACACGCUAAUGGGGAAGCUGGAGGGCCACCACAAUGAUGUGGUGUCGUGUGAGUUCUCCCCGGACGGAGCCCUGCUGGCCACGGCCUCUUACGACACACGCGUCAUCCUGUGGGACCCUCACAUGGGCACGGUGCUGUUGGAACUGGGGCACCUGUUCCCUCCCCCCUCGCCUAUAUUUGCAGGGGGUGCCAAUGAUCGAUGGGUGCGCUCCGUGUCCUUCUGCCACGAUGGCCGCCACAUUGCCACAAUUACUGAUGAUAGGCUGCUGCGUUUCUGGAGCAUUGAGGAGAAGUCUCCUCAAGCUAUUGCCCCUGUCACCAACGGCCUCUGCUGUGCCUUCUCCACUGGAGGGAGUGUUUUAGCUGCCGGGUCUCGUGAUGGCAGUGUGCACUUUUGGACGUGCCCGCGCUCCAUCGCCAGUCUCCAGCACCUGUGCCGCAUGGCGCUGCGCCGCGUCAUGCCCACGCAGCAAGUGCAAACCCUCCCCAUCCCUGUGUGUAUGCAGGACUACCUGGCCUACAAGACUAUCUAGCCCAGCUCUGCGCCGAUCCCUCACUGUACAACCAAGGAUAUUUGAUUCUUUUGUAGAAAAAGGACAGACAACCAAAAA